AAAGUCAAAAUAAGGGCAGGGUUGUGUUUAUUAUGCAGAAUUCUUCCAGUCAAAAAAUCAGUUAAUUAUUGUAACAGUUAGUUAACUACGGUUUGGAUUUUAAAUUAAGGAAGCAAUAUAAUUAGUAAUAAUUAUUCAAGAGGGAAGAUUUAAUUUAAUUGUUGGCUUAUCGUGCAGUUCGAAGAGCUCAAAUCGCUCCCGUUUUGGGCUGACUUUUGAGGAACAAUUUUAAUUAAAAAACAACUAUCAGUUUGUUGAUAAGUAAUUAUUUUAGAGUAGUAAAAUAAAAUGUCAGAGUAUUGGCUAAUCUCGAUUCCGGGCGAUAAGACUCCGGCCCAAGCGUUUGAAACGUUGAAUAACGCUACGUCGAAGCAGAACACGUUGUCGACGAAUUAUAAGUUGCCAAUUCCAGAUUUGAAGGUUGGCACCCUCGAUCAACUUGUCGGCUUGUCGGACGAUUUACAAAAAUUGGACCAGUACGUGGAAGGCGUUACCCGAAAGGUUGCCAAUUAUUUGAAGGAUGUCUUGGAAGACCAGAGAGAUAAGCUGGCGGAGAAUUUGUUGGCUAAUAAUGUUGACCUCGCCCACUACGUAACUCAUUAUCAAUGGGACGCGGCAAAAUACCCGUUAAAGUUAUCUCUGCGAAAUCUGAGUGAAAUCAUUGCCAAACAGGCUGGACAAAUUGAUGCAGAUCUGAAAGUGAAAUCAAGUCAUUACAAUAAUUUGAAGGGGUCGCUUCAAAAUUUGGAGAAGAAACAGACGGGGAGCUUGAUAACCAGAAAUUUGGCCGAUAUCGUGAAGAAAGAACAUUUCGUGCUAGAUUCCGAAUAUCUCGUGACCCUUGUCGUCGUUGUACCAAAAGCUAACUUUCACGAUUGGGAAGGUAAAUAUGAGAAGCUGACGGACAUGGUGGUGCCACGAUCGGGUCGUCUCAUUUUCCAAGAUCAGGAUCAUGGACUCUUCACGGUCACUUUAUUUCGAAAAGUUGCCGACGAGUUUAAACAUCAUUGUCGAGAAAAUCGAUUUGUAGUUCGAGAGUUUACCUACAACGAGGAGGAAUUGGCUGCUGGUAAAAAUGAAAUCACGAAAUUGGCAACUGAUAAAAAGAAGCAGUUUGGUCCCCUCGUGCGUUGGUUGAAGGUCAACUUUAGCGAAUGUUUCACCGCCUGGAUGCAUGUGAAAGCACUCCGUGUAUUCGUCGAGUCCGUGUUGAGAUACGGCCUCCCCGUCAAUUUCCAAGCUGUCCUCAUGUUUCCAAACAAGAAAUCUAUAAAACGAUUGCGAGAAGUUUUGAAUAAUUUGUACCAGCAUUUAGAUUCCAGUGUCGGGUCUGGAUCCAAAUAUUCCGAUAUGGAUAUGCCAGGUCUUGUGUUCGGUCAGAGUGAAUAUUUCCCAUACGUUUAUUACAAAGUGGAUAUCGACAUGGUGGAACAAGCAAAACUUUAAAAUCAAGAAUCUUUCCAAUCCAAACUGGUCCUAAUUUGUUCUUGUCGUCUUUAUCGUCGUAUAAUAAGUGAAGAAAUAAGAAAUUAUUAUAAUUACUCUUUUAAAACAAGUCAAACUUAUUUUAGUCAAAGUUUUUCCUUCCCUUUAAAUGAAAAUGAGAAAAAAGGUGUGCUUUUUGCUCAUAUCCAAUCCAGAUAAGCACCUUUUACAUAACUCUUCUGGUGCGAUAAAUAUGUAUUCCAAAAUGUGUAAUGAAACGCAGGAGAAAAAUACUACUAAAAAAUUCAAUCCAAUACAAAUUUGUGAUAGAGAAAAAAAUAUAUUGUAGAAUUGAUCGUGUAAAUUAUUACACGAUAUAAAUUAAAUUAAAUAUGUACGUAGCUAUCGUGCUCUAGUCGUUGAUCGAUCUAUGUAAAAUGAUAUCUUGUUUGAUUGGUUAAAUUAGAUUGUUAAAAUGGAGAUUAAUUUGUGGCAAGAAUUGAAACAUUUUUACGCUAAAAACCUAACUAAACUACUCAAGAAAAGAAAACGGUACAUUCCAGUUUAUGAUUUCUCUCGCGUCUCUGAAUCUGAUGGGAAGAAGACUUUUUACUUUUUAGGAUUCUAUAAAUACCUUGCGAAAAAACAAUUAGAUCUUUUUAGCGUUCAUAAAAUAGUGGAAAAAGUAGUAUUUUUGAUGUCAUUUUGUAGUGAUAUUCAGCAAGUAGUAGUGGUUCAACUUUGUUUAAAAAAUAUGUACGUGUAUGCAACUGGAUGAUGCACCUCAAUAUGUUAAUUAAUUAAUAUACACAAGAAGGGUACAAUACAAUACCAAGGAAAAUGGUUAUUUAACAACAACAAAAACAACUAUGUAAAAGCGCAGUCAAAUCAUGUAGUAGCUGAAUAAAAGUAAUAUUUUGUUCGUAUA
Molecule: messenger RNA, 2353 nt
Organism: Folsomia candida
Lineage: Eukaryota; Metazoa; Arthropoda; Collembola; Entomobryomorpha; Isotomidae
Gene: Vha44
Product: V-type proton ATPase subunit C
Exons: 10
Coding region: 289-1446 (385 amino acids)
Biological process (GO): proton transmembrane transport
Cellular component (GO): lysosomal membrane; vacuolar proton-transporting V-type ATPase, V1 domain
Molecular function (GO): proton-transporting ATPase activity, rotational mechanism
Source: RefSeq, a predicted model, not a curated record